CUCCAGCUGGGGGGGGGGGGGCGGGAGGUUUGCGCCCUUCCGGACAUGGGCAACGUCUUCAACAACGUCUUUGAGCCACAGUGUGGCCAAGGCCGCCUCUUGCUCGGUGACGAUGGCGAGUCUUCCCUCGCUGCCAGGUAUGAGACAGACUUGUUUCCGCAGAAGUUGGGGGAGGGCCAGUUUUCGAGUGCCUAUGUCUGCUGGAACAAGAAUAGUGCGGAGCGCUUCGCAUUGAAGGUCUUUGUUGCAGCAACAGAAGGAGCAGAUCACGCUGCAAAUGAAAUUCGUGUUUUGCAUGCCUUGGGCCCGGAGCUUGGAGUUGCGUUGAGCGGAUUGGCAGGCCUGACAUUCUCGCAUUCUCGGUCGGUGCAAGGACAGCAUCCCAGAAUUAUUCAUUUGGUUGAUGUCUACAUCGAGGACCCUCGGAGUACGCGUUUGGUGCUUGAGCUUUGUGAAGGAGGCCAGCUCUUCGAUCGCCUUGUAUCCCUGGGUCGAUUUGAGGAGCCCAACGCUGCGUACGUUGUGCAAGAGAUUCUCGAGGCAGUUGCCUACAUGCACAACAGAGGGAUCAUGCACCGGGACUUGAAGCCGGAGAACAUCCUCAUGGUUUCUCCCGACAGCGAUGACAUCAAGGUUUGCGACUUUGGCAUUGCCAAGAUGGCAGUGGGCAAGAUCUCCGGUCGAUGCCGUCCGCCAAGGGCAAACUCCUUCAAGGGCUCAGAUUUUUACUUGGCUCCGGAGAUGAUCCGGCAGGAGGAGUAUGGUCCUGAGAUCGACUUGUGGGCAUUGGGCGUGACUUGCUAUUCCUUGAUCAGUGGAUGCUUGCCAUUUGUCGGAGAUGGCCCUGACGGUCUUCGAGGAACAUAUCGCAAGAUUGUGAAUCGGGACAUCCACUUUGAGGGGGAGGCAUGGGAAGACGCAUCCCCACUGGUCGUGGAGUUUAUUUUGCAGCUGCUCUGCCUGCAUCCCCAUCAACGGCUGACGGCAGCGCAGGCUUUGGCUCACGACUGGGUGAAAUGCGCCUGCCCCCGGCAGAGCCAACAAGAGAGCGACGAGGAGUCAGACGAGUCUGACCUAGCCCAGGAUGAAUUAGAAGAUGAAGGGGGGCCACCGCCUGGCUGCAUCUGGCAACUUCGUAAUCUUUCGAGUUCAUGCAAAGCCAUGUCGCAGCGCAAAGCAGUUUACGCUGCACGGUUUCUCAGGCCGCCAGGCUGGACAAAGCGGCUCCUGUUACGGGAGAAGCCCCGUGAGCUCACAGGUCCCUUUGAGAACCCCGUGCGCCGCUGGGUCCGGCUCCGGGAGAAGGCGCGGCAAUUCUCUGAGUUGCCCCCACCUCGGCGGGUUCCUGUGCCGAAGCCCAGCCGAAAGAGUCUUCUGCAGGCGGUAGAGGGCGUGCCACGCGUGCACGAGCAGGCCCUCCAGCGGCGUUUGGACUUUUUGCUUUCUGAAGAUGCGGUGAAGCAGCAGUUGGCAGCGCCCCUACGAUAUGGCCUCAGUCCCUACUUUGUGGAAUUCCAAUGCUGGAGCAGGCAGCUCCGUGAUCUGCGCCGCAUCUACCGCGCGCAAUACCUCCAGAAGCUUGCUGAGGUCACUGAGAUUGAGAGGGUCAAGGAGGCUGAACUGUACAAGAAGGAGCAGGAAAUAAGAAAGGAGAGGAGAGAGGCGCACCUGCAGCGCAUCGGCGAGGAUAUGAAGCGCCGCGCCAUCCUGCGCGAUCGGAAGCGCAUCGAGUCCAAGGUGAACGAGGCCAUCCAGAUGGCCCGCGUCUCCAAGAUGAAGCGGCAGCGCAUCUUUUGGCUGCGCCGAAUGGAGACGCUGUCCAAGCUCGUGGUGUCCUCCGAGAACUUGGAGGAGGCCUUUGCGCCGGAGGUCCACAUGGGAGUCACGGCCAGCUCGGGGGUGCUCCUGAGCCGGAACGUGUCCAUCCCCUACCUCCUGCGGCAGUUCGGGGGUUCCAAGACCGACCCACCACAGAAGAACCGGCGCAUCCCCGGCAUCGACAACAUCCAGCGCGAGGUCUUGCAGAUGUCCUACGAGAUCCUCGGAGAGGACGAAGAGAGGUUCGAGUCCGCUCCUGAAGCGAGCUGGCAGACGCGUGCCCAACAGCUCUAUUCUGACAGCAUUUUCGACAGAGAGCAGAAGAUGGCCCUCCUCAAUCAAAAGAUCCGCAUCCUGCAGGAUAUGCAAGAACCAGCCGCUGAUCCAUCGCAACAGACCAUCAGACAGAAGUUGAUAGAUGAGUUGAUGAUUGUGAAGGCGGCGGAGGAGGAGAAGGAGAAGGCCCAGAGAAGGAAGGAGCUGAGUGACGCGCUUCGUGGGAAAGACCCGAAAGGUCUGGACCUAUAUGAGAUGAGCAUCGCAUUCGCGGAGCCUUCCAGAUUGUCAGCUGGCUUUUACCAGAGCCUGGUCCUUAGCAACGAAGUGGAAGAGGCCGGUGAUGGAGAGAGGCCAUCAAGCUGCGUCUACAGCUUCGGCAGCAAUCGGAACUCGCUGCAAGCCGUGUGCAGACCGGGUGUCCCUGGCAACGCACCGAGUGCGGGACGUGCGGGAGGCCCCAGUCCAAGUGCAGCGAGGAGGGAUGGGGAAGGGGCGUUUGUGGCGGAGCCGACAGCGCUGGACUUAGAGAACGUGGUGAACGUGGUGCAGGUGAGCUGCGGCGGCAACCACAGCUGUGUGUUGGAGAAGCGGCCCGGGGAGGAGGGUGGCCAAGUCUGGACCUGGGGCCUUGGCAACGGGGGCCGGCUGGGGGUCAAACGGCCUCGCAAGGCCUCGGAGGUCCAGGCCCUGCUGAAGAACUCGAAGAACUUUGAUGCGCUCCUUGCUGACAAGGCCUACGUGCAGUGGCUGACCUCCGACGGCAAGUGGAGCUUGCACACGCCGGUCAAGCUCCAGUUUGGAACUGACCGGAUUGCAUCCAUCAGCGCUGGAACCGACUACACCCUGGCGUUGACUGAGAACGGGGCAAUCUAUGCAUGGGGUAUUGGCAGCUAUGGGAACCUUGGCACUGGACUUAUUUGCGACCAGUGGACGCCAGCUUUAGUCCAGAUGCCAGAGAACGUGCGGUGCUGCCAAGUGGCAGCUGGAACCAAGCACUCCAUGGCCCUCACCACUGCAGGCGAGAUGUUCUCCUGGGGCCACGGUGGCCACGGGCGCUUGGGCCACGGCCCAGCCUGUGAGGCCGCGCUGCGACCCACCCGGAUCCAGGUGGAGAAGGAUCCGCGGUUCAAGUUCGUGGCUGUGGGCGAGGCGCACUCCGCGUGCAUCGACGCCUUGGGCUCCUCGGUGUGGUGCUGGGGCGCAGGCUCCUUUGGGCGAUGUGGCCACGGGGAGGAGGCGGACAACAUGUACCCGAAACAGGUGAGCUCUAUGAUCGGGAAGAGCUGCAGCCAAGUGGCGCUGGGUGUGUGCCACAGCCUGGCGCUGGUGCGUGGGAGCGUGUGGAGCUGGGGCGGGUUUUUGUACACCGGGCAUGGGGAGAAUGACGACAUCGAGACGGCGCGGGUGUUGGAGGACGAGACCCUGGGGCAUUCGGGGCGCAUCGUGGAGGUGGCCGCAGGCCGGUUCCACUCGCUGGCGCUGAGCGCCACGGGGGAAGUCUUCAGCUGGGGCUCUGGCAGCCUGGGCCGCCUGGGCCACCCUCACUUGGAGGCCCAGACGGUGCCGCUCCAAAUCUUCAAAAGAGACUCAAGAGACGCCAGAGACGCCAGAGACUCAAAGGCCCUCAUAGGCUGGGUCCCAGCUGAAAGGAGUCUGCAAGAGGAGGCCGUCUGCCGGGCGGAGCUACAGCUGGCCUGCGGCGGCAUGCACUCGGCGGCAGUGUCCUCGGAUGGGUCCUGCUGGCUCUGGGGCCACGGGGAGUAUGGGCAGAAUGCCUCCAAUGACGACUUGUGGAAGCCAUCGCUCCUAUCGGCCAUCGACCCCAUCUCCCGAUCCAAGAUCAAGGUGCUGCGCGUGGCGCUGGGCAUGGAGCACUCUUUGUUGAUCUCCACCACCUUGGAGCUCUACUCGUGGGGCCGCAACCACCGGGGCCAGCUGGGUUUGGGCACCACCACCGACACCAGCGAGCCCACCUUCGUGGCCGCCUUGUCCAAGGCCAGUGCCGUGGCCGCUGGAGAGGACCACUCCGCCGCCAUCACCCCAGGCGGGGAGGUGUACACGUGGGGGAAUGCGGAGUGCGGGAAGCUGGGCCACGGGUCCAGCAUGAUCCGCAGCGCCAUGAGCUUUCCCAAGCAGAUCAACCUCGAGGCACGCGUGCGGAAGGUGAGCUGUGGGCCGACCCACACCGCGCUGAUCGGCAACAACGGGGAGCUCUUCACCUGCGGCGCUGGUUGGUUUGGCAGGCUGGGCCAUGGGGACAUGGACAACCAGUACUCUCCAAAGCAGGUGGACAAGGUCUUGGUGGAGGAGUCCCUGAAGGAAUGCCCCCGCUUUCUCGAGGUCACCUGUGGAUCCUUCCACACCUGUGCUCUGUGCGAAGGCUCCAGACUGUGGGUCUUUGGCCGAGACUACCUGGUUUGUGAGGCCGACCACAUCAACUCCCCGCUGCUCUUCAAGCAUAUUGAGGGGGAGAUCGUGUCCGUGGUGGCGGGGGCCAACCACACGUUGUGCAUCACCCGCCAAGGCCGGCUCUGGGGCUGGGGCGACAACAGCAAGGGUCAGCUGGGCAUCGGAAGUGCUGAGAAGGCCACCGCCACCGUGGUGCCCUUCAAAGGCCAGCUGCAGGCGGUGUCUUGUGGCUAUGCCCACUCCAUGGCCAUCACCAAUGGCGAGGUCUGGGCCUGGGGCCUCCAAAGCGGCGGACGCCUGGCCCUGAAGAGCCCUGUGAACACCAAGGUCUGCCUGGUGCCACAACGGGUCCUUGCCCCAUGGAAGGAAAGUCGCAAGUGA
This is a messenger RNA of Effrenium voratum, 4887 nucleotides long. The record is from the annotation of a GenBank genome assembly. Lineage: Eukaryota; Dinophyceae; Suessiales; Symbiodiniaceae.